AGCCCGGUGAGUCAGAGAAGUCAGAGCUCCGCGGGACACGUGUCGGCUCCAUCCAGGGGCCCCCAGACCGGGACAUCAAUGCGCGGCAGGAGGGGGAGCCCCCGCAGGGACAGAAAGCCCGACAAGCCCGACAAUUCCGACAAGGAGGGAAGGGGGAACUUCGCUGAGACUUGAGCGAAAGUAAAGUUUGGAGAGGCGCGCAUGCGCAGAGCACGCAAAUUCAAACAGCUGUGCAAAGGGAACAGAGCGACCGAGAGAGAGGAGAGGAGAGACUGAAGAGAGAGGAGCACCAUGGUGGACAGGGGGCCCCUCCUCACCUCUGCCAUCAUCUUCUACCUGUCCAUAGGGGCCGCCAUCUUCCAGGUGCUGGAGGAACCCAACUGGAAACAAGCCACCAAGGACUUCGAUCAGAGCAAGACCAAGAUCCUGGAGAAGUACACCUGCCUGACCCUCAGGGACCUGGAGGACAUCCUGGAGACCGUGUCCAAUGCUGCCGGUCAGGGGGUGACCAUUACCGGGAACGCCACCUUCAACAACUGGAACUGGGCCAACGCGGUUAUCUUUGCAGCCACCGUCAUCACAACCAUCGGUUAUGGCAAUAUCGCUCCCAAGACGUCGCCUGGGCGCCUCUUCUGUAUAUUCUAUGGCUUGUUCGGGGUGCCGCUUUGCCUGACUUGGAUCAGUGCUCUGGGGAAGUUUUUUGGAGGACGAGCAAAAAGGCUGGGCCAGUUCCUUACUAAGAGAGGCGUCGCACUGAGGAAAGCUCAGAUAACCUGUACGGCAAUUUUCAUUGUCUGGGGUGUCCUCGUACACUUGGUAAUCCCUCCAUUUAUCUUCAUGAAGACUGAAGGCUGGGACUAUAUCGAAGGCCUCUACUUCUCCUUUAUCACCAUCACCACCAUUGGAUUUGGGGACUACGUAGCAGGAGUGAAUCCAAAGGUGACUUAUAGCGUCCUGUACAGAUAUUUUGUAGAGAUUUGGAUCUAUCUUGGACUUGCCUGGUUAUCGCUGUUCAUAAACUGGAAGGUCAGCAUGUUUGUGGAGGUUCACAAAGCCAUUAAAAAGAGGCGGAAAAGAAGGAAAGAGUCCUUUGAGACUGACCCAUGUACGAAGAAAACCAAGCAGGUCCCCAUGGCGGGUUCCAAGGAUAUAAACAUUCUAAGCUUCCUUUCCAAAAAGGAGGAAACGUACAACGAUCUGAUCAAGCAGAUCGGCAAAAACGGUUUGAAAAACGGUAGAGAGAGGAUCCUUAACGGUGAACUUCCCGGGAGCGCGCCCAACAAAAGGAAGGAGAUGAUGGUGGUGUACAACAAACGCAACAGUCUUGGGUUCGACGCGGUUACCUUCUCCAGCGGCCUUCCGAAACCCAACGGCAUGAGGCCUCUCCAAGACAAGGAAGCCACGAUCUUCAUCAACCAAUUGGACCGGAUCAGCGAGGAGGAAUCUGAACCCUGGGAGACCAAAGAUUACAAGCCUUUGAUUUUCCAAAACAACAUUACUUUCGUGAACGUGGAGGAGGAAUGUGAUCUGUCGGAGGAGGACGAGGAAAAAUCCAAGUCUUCCAUAGAGGAAAAUAACGAGCCCCCUGAGACUCCCACCAGACUCGACGAGUUUACUUGUCUAGACGAGGAGUCUUUUUCCAGCAACGAUGCGGAGGAAACGGUUCCGUAUGAACAGCUUCUAAACGAGUACAAUAAAAUCAAUAACAUGGGAGAUACGUGAAGACCGUGAGAUCUUGGGACUCGUUGACUAGGCGUUGGGGGGGAGGGGAUAUUUAAAGCAAUGGUUGGUGAAGUCAAAUGUUCUUGGAGUAAAGUUGGACCAAGUGAACAUUCUGCCAUGGAAAUGGUGACACUUUUUGAGUGUUUGGUACAUUCCUACACUGGACAACGUAUAGUGAAGGUCUUGCCAGAAGACCUCGAUGUCAAAUUCCGAUGACAUCAGUGCCUUUUUGACAAAAACGUGACAUUUUUCGCUCCCUGCCUUCUGUGUCCAUUUAAUUUCUUUUAUGAAAAUACUUGAAUUUAUUAGAACUGUGGCACUCUUGUGUAUAUAUAUAGAUUGUGUUUUAGUUGCACUGUCUUGUGACAAAAUGUGUACUGAGAUGUCCAUGUCAUGAAUGAGUGGCAGAACAAUUUUUUUUUUGAGGGGCUCGGCAAUCAAGGAGGGGGUUCAGGUUCUUUAAAAUACAGUGGAACCUCGGAUUACGAGCAUAAUCCAUUCCAGGAGAACGCUCGUAAUCCAAAGUACUUGC
Messenger RNA from Rana temporaria (common frog), 2254 nucleotides. RefSeq names its product potassium two pore domain channel subfamily K member 5 (gene KCNK5). Lineage: Eukaryota; Metazoa; Chordata; Amphibia; Anura; Ranidae. The transcript has 5 exons. Gene Ontology annotation, cellular component: membrane. Bases 292 to 1722 code for a protein of 476 amino acids. Gene Ontology annotation, biological process: stabilization of membrane potential; potassium ion transmembrane transport. The record is from RefSeq and is a predicted model, not a curated record. Gene Ontology annotation, molecular function: potassium ion leak channel activity.